Molecule: messenger RNA, 594 nt
Organism: Sitophilus oryzae (rice weevil)
Lineage: Eukaryota; Metazoa; Arthropoda; Insecta; Coleoptera; Curculionidae
Product: DNA mismatch repair protein Msh2-like
Exons: 3
Coding region: 1-594 (197 amino acids)
Biological process (GO): mitotic recombination; mismatch repair
Cellular component (GO): nucleus; MutSalpha complex
Molecular function (GO): ATP binding; mismatched DNA binding; ATP-dependent DNA damage sensor activity
Source: RefSeq, a predicted model, not a curated record
AUGCCUAGAGUAAAUAGGAUACAUACAACAGGAUAUAAAAAAAUCACAGUUAAAGUGGAGUCACGAAUAACUAUUCUAUUUUCAGUUGGUUAUGCUGAUUCAGUAAGAAGCCUGAACAUGAUCCUAGCCAUGUUAGAUGUCCUAUGCUCUUUUGCAACAGUGUCAGUAACUGCCAGAGUUCCUUACAGGCGUCCAGUUCUGAAACCUGCUUCAGAAGGCGUUCUGAAACUGAGCAAAGUCCGUCAUCCAUGUUUGGAGAACCAAGAACACGUGUCUUAUAUUCCAAACGACGCGGAAUUUGAUAAGAACGACAAGUUCUUCUUUGUCAUAACCGGACCUAAUAUGGGAGGCAAAAGUACUUACAUUAGGUCUAUAGGUGUAGCUGUGCUUAUGGCCCAUAUUGGCUGUUUUGUACCUUGCGAUUUCGCAGAAAUCUCUCUAGUCGACGGAAUUCUUGCCAGGGUUGGUGCAGACGACUGCCAACUCAAAGGGUUGUCUACUUUUAUGCUGGAGAUGGUAGAGACAUCCACAAUACUUAAGUCUGAUAAACCGAUGACACAACGGGGCAACGGUAAGGGGAACAUAGCUUUCUAA